Messenger RNA from Lethenteron reissneri (Far Eastern brook lamprey), 9575 nucleotides. Its product is annotated as zinc finger protein 729-like. Gene Ontology annotation, biological process: regulation of transcription by RNA polymerase II. Gene Ontology annotation, molecular function: DNA-binding transcription factor activity, RNA polymerase II-specific; RNA polymerase II cis-regulatory region sequence-specific DNA binding. NCBI's taxonomy places the organism in Eukaryota, Metazoa, Chordata, Hyperoartia, Petromyzontiformes, Petromyzontidae. The record is from RefSeq and is a predicted model, not a curated record.
AAAAAAACUAAAAUAAUUAUCUUGAUCUGGAGCUUUCGUGAGUGCAGGGAUUCAUACUCUUUGGUUCUUGCGGUAAAGUCACGUAGAAAGAAAACAUUAAUUAAGUAAUAGCAUACGACGUUUCCUUUGCAACACGAGCAAUCACCAUCAGGUACAAAUGAAUGAGAAAGAAAAGCUUGUAAACUUAGAACUAUAUUCUUUGGUUCUUUCGGUAAAGUUACGUAGGUAUAAAAUAAACUUAGAACGACAAUGCAAUACAACACAACACAGCGAGUCGGUUAAUAUAACAGUCAACACCCCACCUAGUUUAUUAACGUUCUUCCAAAAAUUGCAAAAUUUGAGAGAGAACUUAACACAUACACGGAGACACACAGACACACAAGCAGAGAGAGAUAACACAGACACAGAGAGAGAGACACCAAUAAGCAGAGAGAUAACACAGAGACAGAGGCACACAGAGAGAGACACAUAGGCACACAGAGAGAGACACAGAGAGAUAACACAGAGACACACAGAGAUACACACAUAGACACAGAGAGACACACGUAGGCACACACAGAAACAACACCUCUGUGACAAGGCCUUGCAUAGAGAGAGAAGGGGGCUGAGAGAGAGGGGGGUAGAGAAAUGAGUAUGGCAAUGAGAGAUUUGGAGCUUUCGUGACUGCAGGAAAUACUACAACACGAGGACACUUUCGGUUUUUAUUUUUUGUAACCAGGCCAAGCCCACUUGAGCUGCUGUACCGCUCUUAUGAUUUGAAGCUUUCGUGAGUGCAGGAAUCCAUACUCUUUGGUUCUUUCGGUAAAGUCACGUAGGAAGAAAAAAUAAAUUAAGUAAUAGCAUACGACGUUUCCUUUGCAACACAAGCAAUCACCAUCAGGUACAAAUGAAUGAGAAAGCAAAGCUUGUAAACUUGAACUAUACUCUUUGGUUCUUUCGGUAAAGUUACGUAGGUAUAAAAUUAAAUAAACUUAGAACUACAAUGCAAUACAACACAGAGAGUCGGCUAACAUAACAGUCAACACCCCACCUGGUUUAUUAAAGUUCUUCCAAAGAUUGCUAAAUUUGAGAGAGAGAACUAAACACAGACACGGAGACACAGAGAGAGACACACAUAAGCAGAGAGAUAACACAGACAGAGAGAGACACACACAGGCACACAGAGUGAGACACACAUAGGCACACAAAGAGAGAGAGAGACACACGCACACACACGUAGGUACACAGAGAGAUAACACAAAGACAGACACACAGGCACACAGAGAGAGACACAAAGAGAGAGAGAGCCACAGGCACACAGAGAUAAGAGACAGAGAGAGAGACGCAUAGACACACACACAUAGGCACACAGAGGGCGACACACAUAGGCACACAGAAAGAGACACACCGAGAGAGAGACACGCAGAGAGAGAGACACACACAUGGACACAGAUAGAGACAGAGAGAGACACAGAGGCACACAGAGAGAGAUAACACAGACACAGAGACACACACGUAGGCACACACAGAAACAACACCUGUGUUGAGGACUUAAAUAGAGAGAAAAGGGGGCUGAGAGAGAGGGGGGGUAGAGAAAUUAGCAUGGCAAUGAGAGAUUUGGAGCUUUCGUGACUGCAGGAAAUACUACAACACGAGGACACUUUAAGUUUUUAUUUUAUGUAACCAGGCCAAGCCCGCUUGAGCUGCUAUACCGCUCUUAUGAUUUGAAGCUUUCGUGAGUGCAGGAAUCCAUAUUCUUUGAUUCUUUCAGUAGAGUCACGUAGGUAGAAAAUUAAAUAAAUCACGACGUUUUGGGCGCAACACAAGCGUCCACUCUUGUUUUCCGAAGCGACCUGCCCGCACAACAAAGGCCGUGGAUUCAUUCAAGACAAGAGUCCAAGUCUCGGGCGAAGCCAGCUGUCGCUUGCUCUGAAGCUUCCUCUGCAGAAUUGGUCUGAUGGAGCACAGGCAGUCAGCGCGGCUCGGUACGGCAAGGCAACAAUGGGACCAGCGUGCAUACAGCACGGAUCGGACUGGAAGUUUGACACAGCACCAGAAAAAACACACGGGAGAGAAACCCUUCAAGUGCACUCUGUGUGAGAUGGCGUUUGCAGGUUUAUCAACUCUUCAAAGACACGAGAGAACACACACGGGAGAGAAACCCUUCAAGUGCACUCUGUGUGAGAUGGCAUUUGCAGAUUCAUCAAAUCUUCAAAGACACCAGAGAAAACACACGGGAAAGAAACCCUUCAAGUGCAGUGUGUGUGGGAAGGCAUUUUCACAGUCAGGAAAUCUUGCACAACACCAGAGAAAACACACAGGAGAGAAACCCUUCAAGUGCAGUGUGUGUGGGAAGGCAUUUUCACAGCCAUCUGGUCUUGCAAAACACCAGAGAACACACACAGGAGAGAAACCCUUCAAGUGCAGUGUGUGUGGGAAGGCAUUAUUACAUUCAUCUGAUCUUGCAAUACACCAGAGAACACACACAGGAGAGAAACCCUUCAAGUGCAGUGUGUGUGGGAAGGCAUUUUCACAUUCAUCUGAUCUUACAAUACACCAGAGAACACACACAGGAGUGAAACCCUUCAAGUGCAGUGUGUGUGGGAAGGCAUUUACACAUUCAUCUGCUCUUAGAAAACACCAGAGAACACACACAGGAGUGAAACCCUUCAAGUGCAGUGUGUGUGGAAUGGCGUUUGCAGGUCGAUCACAUUGUCAAAUGCACCAGAGAACACACACAGGAGAGAAACCCUUCAAGUGCAUUCUGUGCGGGAAGGCGUUUGCACGGUCACAAGGUCUUCAAGAACACCAGAGAACACAAAUGCAUCAGAAAAUCCACAAGGAGUGGAGUUUGAAAAGAGCUUGUGAAAGUCAAAGUGCCGUAAGUAGCCCAUCCCUCAUGAAACAAGUACCGGAAGAAAAUCCCAGCUUGGGCACUUUUAAAGGUAUCAAGGCGGAAUUUGAAGACGUGAUUGUGAAAUGUGAAGAGGUGACGGUGAAGAGCGAAGAAGUGAAGGUAAAAUGUGAAGAUGAAGACUCUACUCCAAAAUGGGACCUUCACAUCGAUGGAGGCAACGUGAAGCAGGAGGGGAAUUCUGACUGUGAAGCAGAGCGAGGCAACUUGCAGCAGUAUGUGGAAGUGGAGGUGUGGGUGGACUUCCUAGAUAAUACAAAGUCAAAUGGAGAUUCGUUAGAUCGAAGCUCCGCAAAUUUGGAGAUUUUGACUAUAAUCUCACGCAGUGUGCAUGCUGACGUCACACAUCUCCCACCCUCCGCGUUGGCCGUGGAUUCAUUCAAGACAAGAAUCCAAGUCUCGGACGAAGCCAGAAUUGGUCUGAUGGAGCACAGGCAGUCAGCGCGGCUCGGUACGGCAAGGCAACAAUCCGACCAGCGUGCAUACAGCACGGAUCGGACUGAAAUUUUGACACAGCAUCAGAAAAAACACACGGGAGAAAAACCCUUCAAGUGCACUCGGUGUGAUAUGGCGUUUGCAGAUUCAUCAACUCUUCAAAGACACCAGAGAAAACACACGGGAGAGAAACCCUUCAAGUGCAUUGUGUGUGGGAAGGCAUUUUCACAGUCAUCUAAUCUUGCAAAACACAAGAGAACACACACAGAAGAGAAAUCCUUCAAGUGCAGUGUGUGUGGGAAGGCAUUUUCACAGUCACAAUAUCUUGCACGACACCAGAGAACACACACAGGAGAGAAACCCUUCAAGUGCAGUGUGUGUGGGAAGGCAUUUUUACGGUCACAACAUCUUACAAUACACCAGAGAACACACACAGGAGAGAAACCCUUCAAGUGCACUCUGUGUGGGAAGGCAUUUUCACAGUCAUAUGAUCUUGCAAAACACCAGAGAACUCACACAGGAGAGAAACCCUUCAAGUGCAGUGUGUGUGAGAAGGCAUUUUUACAGUCACCACAUCUUGCAGCACACCAGAGAACACACACAGGAGUGAAACCCUUCAAGUGCAGUGUGUGUGGGAAGGCGUUUGCAGGUCCAUCAAAUUGUCAAAUACACCAGAGAACACACACAGGAGAGAAACCCUUCAAGUGCAGUGUGUGUGGCAAGGCAUUUUCACAGUCAUCUGAUCUUGCAAUACACCAGAGAACACACACAGGAGAGAAACCCUUCAAGUGCAGAGUGUGUGGGAAGGCAUUUUCACAGUCCUCAAAUCUUGCAACACACAGGAGAACACACACAGGAGAGAAACCCUUCAAGUGCAGUGUGUGUGGGAAGGCAUUUUUACAGUUGCAACAAAUUGCACAACACCAGAGAACACACACCGGAGAGAAACCCUUCAAGUGCAGUGUGUGUGGGAAGGCAUUUUCACAGUUACAACAUCUUGCACGACACCAGAGAACACACACAGGAGAGAAACCCUUCAAGUGCAGUGUGUGUGGGAAGGCAUUUUCAGAGUCAAGUGAUCUUGCAAAACACCAGGGAACACACACAGGAGAGAAACCCUUCAAGUGCAGUGUGUGUGGGAAGGCAUUUUCAGAGUCAAGUGAUCUUGCAAAACACCAGAGAACACACACAGGAGAGAGACCCUUCAAGUGCAGUGUGUGUGGGAAGGCAUUUUCAUACUCAUCUGUUCUUGCAAGACACCAGAGAACACACACAGGAGAGAAACCCUUCAGGUGCACUUUGUGCGGGAAGGCGUUUGCACGUUCACAACAUCUUCAAGAACACCAGAGAACACAGAAGCAUCAGAAGAUCCACAAGGAGUGGAGUCUGAAAUCAGCUUGUGAAAGUCAAAGUGCCGUAAGGAGCCCAUCCCUCAUGAAACAAGUACCGGAAGAAAAUCCCAGUUUGGGCACUUUAAAAGGUGUCAAGGCGGAAUUUGAAGAGGUGAUUGUGAAAUGUGAAGAGGUGACGUUGAAGAGCGAAGAAGUGAAGGUAAAAUGUGAAGAUGAAAAUUCGACUCCAGAAUGGGACCUUCACAUCGGUGGAGGCAACGUGAAGCAAGAGGGGAAUUCUGACUGUAAGGCAGAGCGGGGCAACUCACAGCAGUUUGUGGAAGUGGAGGUGUGGGUGGACUUCCUAGACAAUAUAAAGUCAAAUGGAGACCCGGUAGAUGUCAAGGGAAUUGGUCUGAUGGAGCACAGGCAGUCAGCGCGGCUCGGUACGGCAAGGCAACAAUCUGACCAGCGUGCAUACAGCACGGAUCGGACUGAAAUUUUGACACAGCACCAGAAAAAACACACGGGAGAAAAACCCUUCAAGUGCACUCGGUGUGAGAUGGCGUUUGCAGAUUCAUCAACUCUUCAAAGACACCAGAGAAAACACACGGGAGAGAAACCCUUCAAGUGCAUUGUGUGUGGGAAGGCAUUUUCACAGUCAUCUAAUCUUGCACGACACCAGAGAACACACACAGGAGAGAAACCCUUCAAGUGCAGUGUGUGUGGGAAGGCAUUUUUACGGUCACAACAUCUUGCAAUACACCAGAGAACACACACAGGAGAGAAACCCUUCAAGUGCACUCUGUGUGGGAAGGCAUUUUCACAGUCAUAUGAUCUUGCAAGACACCAGAGAACUCACACAGGAGAUAAACCCUUCAAGUGCAGUGUGUGUGAGAAGGCAUUUUUACGGUCACAACAUCUUGCAACACACCAGAGAACACACACAGGAGUGAAACCCUUCAAGUGCAGUGUGUGUGGGAAGGCAUUUUCAUACUCAUCUGUUCUUGCAAGACACCAGAGAACACACACAGGAGAGAAACCCUUCAAGUGCAGUGUGUGUGGGAAGGCAUUUUCACAGUCAUCUGAUCUUGCAAUACACCAGAGAACACACACAGGAGAGAAACCCUUCACGUGCAGAGUGUGUGGGAAGGCAUUUUCACAGUCCUCAAAUCUUGCAAAACACCAGAGAACACACACAGGAGAGAAACCCUUCAAGUGCAGUGUGUGUGGGAAGGCAUUUUCAGAGUCAAGUGAUCUUGCAAAACACCAGAGAACACACACAGGAGAGAAACCCUUCAAGUGCAGUGUGUGUGGCAAGGCAUUUUCACAGUCAUCUGAUCUUGCAAUACACCAGAGAACACACACAGGAGAGAAACCCUUCAAGUGCAGAGUGUGUGGGAAGGCAUUUUCACAGUCCUCAAAUCUUGCAACACACCGGAGAACACACACAGGAGAGAAACCCUUCAAGUGCAGUGUGUGUGGGAAGGCAUUUUCAUACUCAUCUGUUCUUGCAAGACACCAGAGAACACACACAGGAGAGAAACCCUUCAAGUGCAGAGUGUGUGGGAAGGCAUUUUCACAGUCCUCAAAUCUUGCAACACACCGGAGAACACACACAGGAGAGAAACCCUUCAAGUGCAGUGUGUGUGGGAAGGCAUUUUCAUACUCAUCUGUUCUUGCAAGACACCAGAGAACACACACAGGAGAGAAACCCUUCAGGUGCACUCUGUGCGGGAAGGCGUUUGCACGUUCACAACAUCUUCAAGAACACCAGAGAACACAGAAGCAUCAGAAGAUCCACAAGGAGUGGAGUCUGAAAUCAGCUUGUGAAAGUCAAAGUGCCGUAAGGAGCCCAUCCCUCAUGAAACAAGUACCGGAAGAAAAUCCCAGUUUGGGCACUUUAAAAGGUAUCAAGGCGGAAUUUGAAGAGGUGAUUGUGAAAUGUGAAGAGGUGACGUUGAAGAGCGAAGAAGUGAAGGUAAAAUGUGAAGAUGAAAAUUCGACUCCAGAAUGGGACCUUCACAUCGGUGGAGGCAACGUGAAGCAAGAGGGGAAUUCUGACUGUAAGGCAGAGCGAGGCAACUCACAGCAGUUUGUGGAAGUGGAGGUGUGGGUGGACUUCCUAGACAAUAUAAAGUCAAAUGGAGACCCGGUAGAUGUGUAAGCUUGAGACGAUGUCGCUUCCAAUAGAUGCACCUUUGUCACAGGCCUUUAAUGAAAAUAACGUGAAGUAGAACAUUGAAAUCUUAGGUUCAACCUGCAGGGUAAGAGCGGCCAGUCUUGGUGGAUCUGUUGGUUGGGUAGAUAUCUCACCAGGAGCUUCGGUGUUUACCACUGAACCCUAUGGGAGCCUUCAUCUGGCUCUUGUGAGCCUCAGCGAUUCACACUGAAGCCUAUGGGAGCCUUAGUCUUGCUCUGUGAGCCUCGGUAAUUAACAAUGAAUGCGAUGGAUGGGAGCCAGUGACAUGGCGUGAGGUCAGUGGCUGGGGAGGCACUGGGGGCGUGGCCUCACCGGUGUGUCUGACACGCCCACCCCCCUCAGUGAGGCAGAUGUGAUAGCUGCCUCCCCUGGUGCUUUUUCAUUGCAGUUUCAUGACGAGACCAGCGAGCCUACGUAUCUUUAUGCACAUACAGUAGAACCUCUGGUCGCGAAUGCUUCUGAUCACGACCAAAUUGGGUUUCGACCAAAACAUUUACAACAGUUUAUUUAAUCUGGUCACGAACACAUACUCGGGUGGAGAUCAAACAGGGCCGCGGCCGAUUUCUCCUUCCGCGCCAUUUUUGUUGUUGAAUUACACAAAGCGUAACAGUUAUGUAUAUAUCUUUUGUAAUAUAAAAUUCCUAGUAAGAUAUGUAUACAUUUUGUAAGUGUAGUCAUACCCCUCCUUCCUCAUUCAAGCCAUAGUUUAGAGAGCGAAAGCGCUGAGUACGUCAAUCGCUAACAUAAGAACCCGUUAAUCUCUUCUCGCAUUAAUACGAUGAUGCGGUGAAGUAAACGUUCAUACGAUAUUACGGUGAAUGCUUCCAAAAACAAUACUGUACUCAAAUAUUACUGUUAACUUUCAAUAGAAACAUAAAUUGCUCAUAUGAAUAUGCUCUCUCAGAAUCGACCGACUGAUGUAGCAGACGAAACAGUAAUCUUGUUGAACAAUUCUAAACCUUGUCAGUUUUCUCUGUUUUUCAAGGUUUUCUCAGUGUUAUGCAAUGUUUUUACAUUUAGUUUACUAUUACAAUGAAUUCUAUGGCAUAAUUAACUAUUUUUGUCCUUAAAAAUAUUUUAAAAACUUUAUAUACAGUUCGUAGGAGUCUGGAAUGGAUUAAUCGUAUUAACAUACAAUCCAAUGGGGAAAUUAGGUUUGAGUCACGACCAAAUCGGGUUGCGACCAAAGUUAUGGAACGAAUUAUGGUCGUGACCAGAGGUUCUACUGUACUUGAACUCAGUUACCUGGACUAUGGAAGGCGAGGACAUGCAAUGAAGGGGUCUACAAACAUUCCAUUGGUGACAUGCUGAGAUAGUAACAGGCAAGCCCUUACUGCCCGCGGUCCAUCCAGUGUCUGAGGGGAGGCUGAGCGUGUCGCUGCCUCACCUCUCGUCUCUCCCUGUACUUGCAGCGAAGCUCCGCAAAUUUGGCGAUUUUGACUAUAAAUAAAUAAUUAAGAAAAACACUUGCUUUUUCAUACGUGCUUUUAUGAAAUGUACUAGUAAUGGCAGAACUCCACGACUCCAGGAAAUGGCCCCGAAGCUUGCCAUAACGUAAGGGACAGUGGCCAAUUAUAGCCAACGUCAGUUGACUGUGGGGACAAUUAGACCGAAACAUAACAUAAAAACGAAUGUUUAAAAAUAUAUUUUUUUAAAUGAUAGAAUAUAGUAUUGUCAUCAGUAUGACAUAAGUAUACCAAGUUUGCAGUCGAUACCACAUUGGGAAGUUGGUUAAAAUUGAGUUACAAGAUUUGAGAAUACGACAAAAACGACAACAGACAGUUAAAAUUAAAUAUUUUAAAAUACUUUUUUUAAAAACACGCUUUAAUGAAAUGUACUGUCCGAGCUGCCCCUGCCCCCUUCUCUCAUCGCUCCUCUUCCACAUGCCCCGGCCCUGGGCGUGGCUCCCCAAGGCUUGCCGUGACGUAAGGGACCGCGGUGAUUUACAGGCAACGUCAGUUGAGCGUGGACAAUUAGAGCCGUAAAAAAGAUUGUAAAAAAAUAUUUAUUUAUUUUUAAUGAUAAAAUAUGGUAUUGUCAUCAGUAUGACACACCUAUACGAAUUUUGCAUUCGAUACAUUGGGAAUACGGUUGAAAUUGAGUUACAAGAUUUUUGGAUACAACACAUACAGUAAAUUUAAAUAAAAGCGUGUUAAAUGUAAAAAAAAAUCUAUGUUAUGGAUUUUGUAUGAUAUAAUAUCGUGUUGUCAUCAAUAUGACAUCGCUAUACCAAGUUUGCAGUCGAUAGCACAUUGGGAAGUGUGUAAAAUUUGAGUUAGAAGAUUUCGUUUUUGAGGAUACAACAGACGAAGUGAGUUAAAUAGAAGCGUGUAAAAAUGAUUGGAAUCAUCUUCUUGGUUCUUUCGGUAGUCACGUAGAAGGGAAAUAAUAAAAAUAAAACUUUUUAAAAUAAUUCUCACGACGUUUCGGCCACAACGCAAGCAGCCGUCCUCAGGUGACAGACCUGCUUGCGUUUUGGCCGAAACGUGAGAAUUUUAUUUUAGUAUGUUUUAUUUAUUUAUUGUUUUAUUAUUUCCCUUUUACGUGACUUUACCGAAAGAACCAAGAAGAUGAAUCCCUGCAGUCACGAAAACUUUAAAUCGAAAAUGAUUGGAAUCGUACAGAAAUGACAUAACACCCAAUUUCAAAGCAGAUGCGGUCCACCCUUCUGAAACGCCCUGUAAUUUACGAGUUUUGAAUAAUUGUAACCAAA